AUGGCAAAGCAUGUAACUCUCCAGUCAGCCGACACCAUCAAGGAGAUAGUGAGCGCCGUAAGCAGUGCUAGUGAUGAGCUGUCGCGCUUAAGUCUUGAAAUUUUCAAUAACCCAGAAACAAGAUUUGAGGAGUUCAAAGCUUGUGCGCUGUUGUCAAACUGGCUCGAGAGCCGUGGGUGGAAAGUUCGCCGAGGCGUAUAUGGCCUCAAGACUGCAUUUGAGGCAAAAUUCUCUGUCCUUGAUGGAGGAAGGACAGUCUGUUUCAAUGCAGAGUAUGAUGCCCUCCCUGGUCUGGGACAUGCCUGUGGUCAUAACUUGAUUGCGAUCUCUUCCUUAGCAUCCGCAAUUUCUCUCGAGCAUGUCCUCCGAGAACAUCAUUUGCCGGGUACAAUUGUCGUCAUGGGAACACCGGGCGAAGAAUCUGGUGGCGGGAAAUGGAUCAUGGCGAAAAAUGGUGCUUGGAAGGAGUUUGAUGCUUGCGUGAUGACACAUGGGAUGCGAGACUUCAGCACUCCGCUCUGCUUAACGAAGGCCUCUUGGAAGGUAACGGCGAGAUUCAAAGGCCUAGCAGCGCAUGCUGCCACCGCUCCAUGGAAAGGAUUAAAUGCCUGUGACGCUAUAGUUCAUGCGUAUGCUGCAAUCUCGAUGCUACGCCAACAUCUCGAGAAAGGCUCCAGUAUUCAAGGAUGCAUUCUUGAGGCGGGAAAGGCAUCGAAUAUAAUACCAGAUUACGCGGAGGGUCUAUUCAGCAUAAGAGCUCCCACAAUGCAGAAGCUGGAAGAGCUCAAGUCCAGAUUUGAGCCCAUAUUCGGCGCUGCGGGCGCUGCAACAGGAUGUAGUGUUGAGCUUGACUGGACAGCUCUAUACGAAGACGUUGUCUCAAAUGACACCCUCGCUGAGCAAUAUCGCAAUUACAUGAUACAACAUUUGGGUAUGGAGCCCGAACAACUGCCCACAUUGGAAGAGUCCCGGGUGCUUUAUGAUCAGCCGGGAUGCUCGGACUUCGGUAGCUGCACCUACAUUUGCCCUGGAAUUCAGGCCAUGUUUUCGAUUGAAGCAACCGAUUUUCCUCAUUCAAUCGGGUUCCGUGAAGCAUCCUGUGGGAAGUUUGCUCACAAAGAGGCACUGAGAGCUGGCCAGGCAAACGCUCUUAUUUCCCUCGACAUUCUUACCAACGAUGAAUUCGCAGAGGGAGUGAAAGAGGAGUUCAUUGAGGCCAUGAAGAACGCCGGUCGCUGGAAAGAAUGA
Penicillium cosmopolitanum is the source of this 1248-nucleotide messenger RNA. Its product is annotated as M20 family metallopeptidase. The record is from RefSeq and is a predicted model, not a curated record. The coding region runs from base 1 to 1248 and encodes 415 amino acids. NCBI's taxonomy places the organism in Eukaryota, Fungi, Ascomycota, Eurotiomycetes, Eurotiales, Aspergillaceae. Gene Ontology annotation, molecular function: dipeptidase activity. The transcript is spliced from 5 exons.